AUGGCGGCCGCCGCUGCGGUCCGUGCUCUGAGCGUGAGGCUCGGUAAAGUCGCUCCGGACUGCACCGUCUGUCCGUUUUACCGGCUGAAUAUGUGCAGCGGAGUCGUGCUGACUUCAGCCAGAGGGAGAAAGGCCAUGGAGCUUUACUCGGCGCCUAACAGACAACUGCAGACCUCCAUCAAUCGACACCAGAGUGAGGAGGGCAGAUCUAACGUUGAGGACACAGACGAGGAUGUCGUUAAUGUGGUGUUUGUUGACCGGUCUGGAAAGAGAAUCCCAGUGAAGGGUAAAGUAGGAGACAACGUCCUGUAUUUAGCGCAAAAACAUGGCAUAGAACUUGAAGGGGCUUGUGAGGCAUCCUUGGCUUGCUCCACCUGUCAUGUUUAUGUGAAAGAUGAAUACUAUGAUAAACUCCCCGAACCUGUAGAAAGGGAAGACGACAUGUUGGACAUGGCCCCUGUGCUGCAGGAGAACUCACGACUGGGUUGCCAGAUCAUUUUGACGCCCGAGCUUGACGGCAUGGAGCUGACCCUUCCCAAGGUCACACGAAACUUCUACGUGGAUGGCCAUGUGCCCAAACCUCACUGAGAGCGCUGGACUGAGUAAAGAGGGCAGAGGUCAGGGCUGAAGGCAGAUGUGGGAGGAGUCUUUUAUCUAGAAGGCUGAGAGUCUCCCCUUUAAAUGUGUAAGCACUGUGGAGAACACGCACUAAAAUCUAAGAUUUUACUCAGAUUUCUUCCCACAAGUGCAUUAAAAGAGUCCAUAAACAUUGAUCGGUGUCUCGAAAAUGGACACCUUCUGAUUCAAAAAGACUUGACUUCAUUUCCAGGGGUAUGUAGUAAGGAGUACAAUAUGGUAUCUGCUUAUUAAAAGGCUCUAAAAAGGCUAAUGCUUUACAGAAAGCAGAUUUGUCCUUUGCUCAGCUAGAAUGCCACAACUUGACUGGAAAUUCUAGAGUCUAUUCAGUUACAAUUGUAAAAGUUCCGUUCUAGAAUUCUGCAGGUCCAGAAGGGUCGGCCGUAGUGAAGGACACAUUCCGCGUUACGCACAGCAGUCAGACGCACAAUUACGUUUCCAGACAAUCAUUCAUAUGUGUAAAGGUAAGCUAUAGGCUAUCCAGAGAUAAACAUCACCCAGUCUUCCAUUUUGUUUUUUCAUUUCAUAAAGUUAUUUGUGAGCUUGAAAACCUAUUUACAUUAAUCUCUCCAGAGGCUUGAGGAAAUCUAAAUGGAAGUAUUGUUUGAUGGUGUUACCCCCUUAUAAGUGUAAGUUUUCCACAUGCAAAAUUGCUUUCAUAUUUCUGAAUUUCUACAUAAUGAAGUUAAGGUGUAAACAGUGUCAUUGUCAAAGUCUUAUCCACAGCGAUGGUGAUAGGAAGCAGACGUCUGAAGUGUUUAAUGCCUCUAAAAGCUACCUCACAGAAAGUUAUUACAUAAAAUGAUUGCAGGUACGCUGCCUGAUGCCUGAGACGUGUGUUUUGGCUUAAAAUGUAUUUUUUUAACAUCCAGUCACAAUGGAGAGGUACAUGCACAUUGAUAUUAGGGCAAUAAUUCCACAAAAAAGCUCCCCCCUUAAUAUUUACCAUUGUUUGACUUAGAAGACACGUGUCAUUUCCCUGUUCAUUUUGAAUAGUAAAUAAAAUCGUUAUAUUUGCCUUGUAGACAUUGUGACUCCUGGUUCCUAUCACCACCACUGUGAAGAAAUCUGAAAUGUUAAGUUUCUCUACAAUGCACAUUUCAAAUCAAACCACUCUGAAUGGCUUUGUUUACAUCUCAGUGACAGAAUUGUUCAGCAAUUUUGAAAUAUUGGUGGAGUUCCCCUUUGACUAUAAUCACAGACUAAACAGAUUUCAGUAGGCAGUGUACUUUAGUCUCUGGCCUAAACUUGUUUAGGAAAACAGACACUAGAGUUUUGGAUCUAUGAUGAACAGGUUCUCACUUCUCAGGUGAUAGAGACAUGACCUUUAAUGAACAGUGGAUCAGAGCAAGUUACCUUUGGUUAUGGAACUUCUGGUCAGUAUUAUGAGAGAGCAUUUAUGUUUGUGUAGUUCUAUAGCUUUUGAAAUGCAUUAUGGAGAUUUCACAUAUAAUGCAUAAAACCACACUAAAAGACGAAGAAACUGUGCAUUAUUGUUCUGGAUCACCUAACCUGAUACAUAGCCUUCACUUCUGCUGUACUGUAAUCGUCUAUAUAUGCGCACAACUAUGAAAACAGGCAAACAUUUCAACCUGAAUCUGUACAAGGUCUGGUAAAUAAAGUGUAGUUUUCCCUUUAAA
Messenger RNA from Colossoma macropomum (tambaqui), 2276 nucleotides. It is a transcript of the gene fdx2, whose product is annotated as ferredoxin 2. The transcript has 5 exons. NCBI's taxonomy places the organism in Eukaryota, Metazoa, Chordata, Actinopteri, Characiformes, Serrasalmidae. Gene Ontology annotation, cellular component: mitochondrion. Gene Ontology annotation, molecular function: 2 iron, 2 sulfur cluster binding. The record is from RefSeq and is a predicted model, not a curated record. The coding region runs from base 1 to 588 and encodes 195 amino acids. Gene Ontology annotation, biological process: P450-containing electron transport chain; positive regulation of oxidoreductase activity.